AUGCGGUCAUUACAUUUAGACAACUUUAAAAUUAUAAAAACCAUAUUACUAAGAAAGCACCUGAUUGUUUUCGUUAUAAUAAAUAUACUUAUACUUUUUAAAUUAAAUGUAAACACAACAUAUGAAUUCUCCUCUUUAAAAAGAAUUUUUUUAGAUAAUCAUAAAAUAAAUAAUAAUAAUAGUAAUAAUAAUAAUAAUAAUAAUAAUAAUAAUAAUAAUAAUAUUAAUAAUGACAUAUGGCAUACCAUUUAUAAAAUACAAAAAGAAAAACAAAAUGGAUAUAGUGAAAAAAAAAAUAAUAACAUAUAUACAAAUAUUAUGAACGAUAAAGAUGGAAAGAUAUAUUUGAAUACAAAAUCUAUAAUAAAUAAUUAUAAAGAAUAUAUAAAAAAUACUUAUAUAUAUUAUAAUACAUUUUUUAAAUAUGUCAAAUAUUUUAUUACGAAAAUAAAAAAUUAUAACGUCAUAUAUGAACCAUAUAUUAUUUUGGAACAAAAAUCAAAAACACAUAUAUCCAUAAAUAAUAAAAAACUCGUAAUUCAAUUUUUACCACCAAUAAACAAAGGAACACAUAUUCUACACAAUAAAACUAACGAUUCUAUAGGCAAUGUACUAAACGAUUUUCAUAAUAAAUUAGUAAAGAGAAGAGUUUUAUUAGCCCUCAUGAAACGUAAAAAAAAAGACAAGCGAAAAUCAAAGCUAGCUAAAAAGAAAAAAUUAAAGGAUAAAAAAAAAAAAAAAAAAAAAAAAAGCAAAAAGGACAAACAGAAAAAAAAAAAAAAGAAAAAAAAAAAAAAAAAAAAGAAUAAAAAUAUAAAGAAAAAUAAAAAAAAUAAAUUGAGAAAAAAUAAAAAAGAUAAAUAUGAAGACGACGAAUAUGACGAUCAAGUAGAUGUAAUGUAUGAUGAGAAUAAUGAAAGAAAAAGAAAAAGAAAUAAACGAAGAGGAAAAAAAAAUAAAUAUAAUACAAAAAAUGAUAAAUUAAUAAUGGAAGAGGAUUCAUUACAUGAACAUGAUGAUUAUGAUGAAAAUAUGAACUAUCAUAUAAAUGAAGAUGAAGAAGAAAGAAGAAAUUAUGAUCAUGAUAAUCAUUAUGACGAUGAUGAUGAUAUAAAUUAUAAAGAUCACUAUUAUAAAAAGAAUAAAAAAAACAAACAGAAAAAAAAAAAAAAUAAUAAAAGAAGAAGAAAAAGAAGAAAAAAAGGUAAUAAUAAUAAUUAUGACGAACAUGAAGAUUAUGAUGAUGAUCAUAAAAAUCAUGAUACACAUCAUGAUGACGAAGCAGAAGAAUUAGAAGAAAAAAAACAUGAACUUGAAGAAAUUAAUGAUAUUGUUAAUGAACUCACAUCCAAAAAACGAUUACUAAAAAAUGCUGAGCAUCAUAUGUUAAAACUUUUAAAGGAUAUACAUUCUUUAGAAACAAAAAGAUAA
This is a messenger RNA of Plasmodium falciparum 3D7, 1431 nucleotides long. RefSeq lists its product as uncharacterized. The record is from RefSeq and is a predicted model, not a curated record. Lineage: Eukaryota; Apicomplexa; Aconoidasida; Haemosporida; Plasmodiidae.